AUGACUUGUACCCCACUUAACUUCCUCAACGUCCAAGAAAUCGACGCCCAGUCCACAACACAAUCAGUUGACUCCACAUGCAAGACUAAUCAUCCAUGGAACGCUCCUAAAUACCUGAAAACAAAGAAAGACAAUCAAGACUUUGAGGCUUACCAAAUGGCAAUUCUUCUUGCUUUGAUUAACUCACGCGCAAGAAUUCUAUUAGAAAAGCCUCUUAAAUACUCCAAAGUCUCCAUCACCACUCCUAGACUCAAUUCACUCAUCUUUGACGAGAACGACGAAGUCAAUGUCAUGGAAACAACGGAAAAGCAAUGUAAAGCUGUUUUCGAUAUGGAAAUCAAAAGAGGGGUCUCGGAAUCUACUGCAACAAGAAGGUUCGAAAAGAACAGAAAAGUCUUUUUGGGGAACUUCUUGGUCGACUUGGCAAAGCAACUUGGGUUCGACUUGACGACGGAAAUGGCGAGAAAGAGUGGAAAGGCAAUGCAACUCGAACGACUCACUGAAAUCAAUUUCAAUGGAUUUAUCAUUAAAAAGAAUAAGCUGAUUUCUAUUGGAAAGAACCUUAACUCUUACUUCUUAUCACUAUCUAUGUCACAAACAUCAACAAUAGUUUGCAUCAAUGAUGAAGUGGUUAGGAGGCUAUUUACACAAGGCGUCGAAUUGGCUUAA
Molecule: messenger RNA, 669 nt
Organism: Entamoeba invadens IP1
Lineage: Eukaryota; Evosea; Mastigamoebida; Endamoebidae
Exons: 1
Coding region: 1-669 (222 amino acids)
Source: RefSeq, a predicted model, not a curated record